GAGAACAUUGUAUUGCGAAGUAAUCAUCAAUAUUAUUGUCCAUCUUCGUAUAUGUUAUACUAUUUUUAUAAUUUUUGUCCAUCUUCGUAAUUUUUAUUCAUCUUCUAUGUUAUAAUAUUUUUAUAAUUUGGCUUGUGUUAUAUUUGAAGCAAAAAAUACCACAUUUAUAAAAUUAAUACAGUAUUAAAUGGCAUCGCCAUCGUUGCCAAAGCGCGGCAGGCCAAAACUAGGCAUUGAAGUUCACCGGAUUGGCCUACGAAUAGACGUCUAUAACGAGUGGCAGGUACAAAAAGAUUUGGUUGGAAUGGCUGAGAAAACCCAUAGUGAAUUCGCUAGUCACCUACUGCAAAUGUGUGAAGAAAUGAGAGUGCGUCAAAACAAUCAACAAUGCUCAACUCCAUCGAGUCAAUCCCAAGGGCAAGGUGAGUUUAUUAUAAAUUAUAUGCCAUGAUUAUUCUUCCAACACCUAUGAUUUUAAGGAAAUGGAAUCUUCGUAUUUUAGUAUUUGUAUUUUAUUCAUGUAUGCUUGAUUAUUUACAGUGCCAGUGGAUAAAUGUUGGAACGAAUUUUAAUUAUGAUACAAAUAUUUGUUUUUUGUUCCAUCAGGUCAUGUUGUCCAGUCUACGCCAUCACGACUUGUUAGAAGAUCACUAAUUCCUGAAGAUAUUCAUCUGUCUCCUGUUCUGGCUGACGAAUCUGAGAUUGAUAAGUAGAUUCUAGAUAGAAAUAGAACUUUCCCACACCAUUCCAAAUAUAAGCUCCCCCCCCCCGAAUAUAAUCCCCCCCACAUAUUGAAUAUAAUAUCAUUUUUGUUUCUUUUCAUGUUUAUAAUUAACAAUAAAUACUUGGUUACCAAUGUUGUCCAUGUAUAAGCCCCCUGUAUAUACUGUAAGGUGUAUAAGCCUCCCCCUAUAUAUAAGCCCAUCAAAAAACACUUACAAAAUUUAUAUAAGCCCAGGGCUUAUAAUCGGGGGUUUACGGUAUUCGCUCACUAUUUACAGGACAGUAGAUGUUGCAGACACGUCGAUUUGUCCCAGUUUGGAUGUUAGCAGAAUUGAGAGUCUGUGCACAAACAUCAACCCUGAAUUUGGAAUGUUUCCUGGUAGGCUGUCAUCAGAAUCGGAAAGUGAGAUAUCUGAAUCUUCAGAAACAACAAGGUGAACAUUACUUUAUAGUAUUAUCAAGUGCAUAAAUUAUGAUACUAUGACUACACUUGGAAAUAUCCAGAGUCCUCGUUAGCUACAGUAGAUAUAAUAUUUUAAUACUUUUUCCAUUUGUGCACUGCAUUAACAUAUUUUUAAUUUAUAAACAAGCAGCUCGGAUUUGGUCAGUUCAGAAUAUGCUAUGUAUGAUGCUGAUGAGGAUGAUAUGGAUAAUUUUGAACGGUGUGACGACAGUUUUUAUGACAAAGAUUUCAUGGAUGUUGACGAUGAGAUGUAAGUAAAAUAUUAUUAAGUAUAAUAGUAAGAUUGAGAUUUUCACUCGGCCUUGGAACUCCAAUUAUUUUGUGAAUACAUGCUGUCAAGGCCACUUUUGAAUGUUGUCAGGUCGCUCUCAGGCAUUGAAGGGUAAAAAGUAAACAAAGUUCAAUUAACAGAAUUUGUGAUUGACAAGUAUUGUGGGAUAUGAGAGGACUAUGAAAAUAAACAAUCCAAAUUAUUAUUUAGAAGCAAAAUGUAAAAACUUUGAUUCAAGAAUAUUGGAAUCAAAGAUGUUAUUUUGCAAGUAGUUUUAACUAAGCAAGCACUCUGAUAACUAAGCAAGCACUCUGAUAGCAAUGCCUUUUACACUGACCAACAGCACCUUGACAACAUUCAGAUAUGGCCUUAACAACGUUGUACCACCGCCUUGAUAACAUACACUGUGUGGUGAUAAAGUUUUUGUAAAUGUUCAAACAUUUAAACAAAACAUUUGGCAUUCCAAGGUUGAAUGAAAUCACAUUAAUUAUUUUGCUUUAUAAAGUGAGAUUAUGAUAGUGAAAGUCACAUUGUAUCAGUUUACCAGUAAACAGACCAAUCAAAAGCAAUUUUUCAUACCAGAAAAAACAUGGAGGUCAGAUUUUUCCUUUCAUGUUGAAGUAUUCAGAAUUCUUCAUGUGUACUUUGGGUUUUCACCCAUACCAAAAACAUAGUAAUUGAGUGUAGUUGUAGAACAUAUGUAUUAUGGGCCCAUGGCUAGCUUGGCUUAAAGUGGGAAACCCAUACCUACAAGUAUUAGUAUUGAAUUCAUUGUAGUAAAUGCAGUACUAUUUUCUUUUGAAGUUUUGAAGAGGCUGAAGGAGAUGUGACAUUAACUGCUUCAGAGGGUGAAUCUUCAGAGGGUGAGCCUGAUCAUACUAAGGGAGAGGAAGAUAUGGAUGUGAGCUAUUUUGAAGAAUGGGAUAGAACUAACAUAGAGGUACAGCAUGGUCCAGAGACAAGGGAUGAUUGGGCACAGAGAUUAUUAAAACAGCUGAAAGAAGAAUUUGAUAAAGUGAAUGUUGCAGGAAAACAGAGCCAGAUUUUUGCAGACCAUGGUCAACAGAGUCGAACAGUUGUUGAGGUAGAUAAAUUGUUGGAAUUAUUUAAAAACAAUUGCCAAAUGCAUCUAUGUACUGGACAAAGUAGAGUUGAAAAUUGGAAAGCUGAUGGGGGUGUUUUAAUAAUCACAUGGAGAUGCUGUCAUGGUCAUGGUGGGGUCUGGUCGUCAUCAAAGGUUUUGUGCGUAAAGAAGGAACAGAAUGUGUACACCACUACCAUAAUGAUAGCUGCAGAAAUUAUUAUCACAGGUGGCAAUUAUGAAAAGUUUGCACUAUUUUGCAAAUUUCUUGGUCGGUCAUUCAUCUCAAGGUCAACUUUUAUGAGAAUCCAAAAGAAGUAUGUGAUUCCUGAGAUCAAGAGAUUUUGGAAAGACAUGAAGGCAUCGAUAUGGAAAAUCUUUUUUGGGGAAAGCAUCAUUCUUUGCGGUGAUGGCAGAAAUGAUUCACCAGGUUUCAGUGCUAAGUAUUGUGUGUAUGUACUUAUGGAGCAGUUUGUCAAUGUAAUCGUAGAUAUCGAAGUUGUAGACAAGCGUGAAACUGGUGGGGUGUCAACCAAUAUGGAAGUUUAUGGACUGAAAAAACUGUUGGAACGUGUUGUUGGUGAGAUUGUUGUGUCCGAAAUUGUGACAGAUGCUUCCACGGCAGUUGCCGCACUGGUUAAAAGAAUGAAAGGUAUAAUAAUAGUAGUAAUAGAUUAAAACAUGAAAAUUAGGUGCAGGAAAAAAAAUUAUUUCAUGUCUUCCCAUUAAGUUUUAAUGCAUUGUGUCCUAAUGCACCUACAUUAUUAUUUUACUCUGUCUAAUGCCAGAUGAUUUUCCUAGACAAUCCUGUUCAUCAAGGGGAGAUGGCACUGGCUCUUAUAAAUGGGUUAAUUAAUUAAAUAUAUUUUAUGGAUUUUUUAGAUAAAUAUCCUAAUGAAUUUGGUAACCUGUUUCAUGCGCUUGACAUUUGGCACAAAUCUGUAAAGUUGACAAAGAAGCUGUCAAAGGUGAUAUUUAACUUCACUCCCUUAUACAAUAUACUGUACGUUAUUGUGUCAUUUAGGAAUAUAUAGUAAUCAUUAAAUUAAAUAAAACAUAAUCUCUUUAAGUGGUGAACAUGGGGGAGAGUAUUAUUUUAGACAAAAAAAGUUUAACUAAAAUUUCUAGCUACAAACAUUGGUCAAAUGCUGACACCCUAAAAUCCUCUCGAGUGUCUGCGAAAGAACAUCAUCUUCGCUAUAGAGUCAUAUUUUCCUAAUUGAGAUGUUCGGUUUGAAUAUUUUUGGUUUUAGGCUGCAAAAAUUAAGGGUUGUGAGGUACUAAGCGAGUGGACCGAGCCAAUACGAAACCACUUCUGGUAUGUUGCACAAGAAAGUAAGGGCAACACAGAGAAAUUAAAGGUGAGGAAAGUACUAACUUUCACGUUAGAAUGUCAUCCUUAUAUAUUAUAGUUAAUAAUAAUCAGGGUUUGAAUUAACAGUGUGAAAAUACUGGACCAAAUAGUGAACAUUGCACAUCACUUUUCCAAAUGUUCUGUGGAAAAUCAGACUUGGAAACUAUUGGGACUAUUUGCCUUAUAAAGUAGGGCAUAUUGUAGCUUAUUGGUUUAAUGAAUACACUUUAGGACAGCUGGUUUGGAGUUUUACAUCAUGUUGUUGGUGAACACGAAUGGGCAGAUGGCGAGUGCACACAUGGUCCUCUUGUUUCCACUGAAGAAAACAAGACCUUGAUGGAUAAGGGUUCCAAGGCAAUGGAAGCUUUGCGGAAAGUGGUGAUGGAUCCUCGCUUUCUUAAUGCUUUGCACCAUUAUGUAACAUUCAGGUAUAUUGACCGGUCAUGGGACUUUACAGUGCAUUUCUCAUUAUACACCUGCAGUAAGUUUAUAAUAGGCCCUUCACAGCUGGCCCUGUGCCAUUGCUCUCCAUAACAAUUAAAAUCGUCUAGCGCUAGGGGUAAAAACAAGGGGGUAAAAUCACUUUUGCAUAACAAUAUAUCUGUGCUUUGUCUUACUGUAAUCCUUCGUUUCCAAACCCCACUGAUUUCAAUAUUCUCCACUCACUCAUUGCUCUCAACUGAUACUAUUGAAGUACACCUAUGGUGUUUACACUUGCACUUGUUGUUUGUGACUUGACUUCUAUUGUGAUUUUCUUCUUCUGAUGGAUGUGAAUGAGUAGAUGAGUUAUCAAUGUUCUGAGUACAUAUAUACCCUCAUCUGAACAUUCAUAAUUCAUUCACUCUUUCACAUCCAUCAGAAAAAGAAAGUCGCACCUAAAAUCUCAGCAAAAAGUGGAAAAUAUAAAAAUUGUGAAGUCAUGUGAAGUAAUGAUUUAUUUAUUAGACACACCAGCAAGCUAGAAAAUUUCAAUUCAAUGCUUUUGAAAUAUACACCAAAGCGAGUUGGAUUUCAGUAAGUAAUAUGUAAUCGUAAAUAAUGUAUUUACUAAUGUAUUUGCAACACUCACUCUUUGUUUGGUGUUAGAUGAUAUGGUGGCCACAUAUGGGCAUGUUGCUGUCAUUGUAGCUUAAUGGAUUUCAAAUUGAAAGUCAAGAUAAUUAUGUCAAUUUAUUUAUUAAACUACAACAUUGUUUUAGGAAUGACUCAUUUAUAGCAAGAACAUUACUUGCAGCUAUUGACCACAACAGCCAUCUCUUCAGACAAGCAGCUUUGAACAGGGAUGGAAAGAAGAAAUACAACAAAGUGUACAGCAAGCGUUCAAAGAACUGGAGAGUGACGGCUGUAUUAGAAGAGAAGACCUAUGACUUCUGGCCAGCUCUGACUUCUGGCAUCCUGCAGAGGAGGAUUGAUGACAAGGAUAGUAUCCUAAAAAAAGUAGAACUGUCAGCAGAGCAUCCGAAAAACAUAUGUCAUUCAAUUGCUAUGCAGCCUGUCCCAGCUACGCAAGAAAUUGUUGAUCGGGCACUAUCCAGAUUUGCGAAGCCUACAUGA
Paramuricea clavata is the source of this 5446-nucleotide messenger RNA. The record is from the annotation of a GenBank genome assembly. NCBI's taxonomy places the organism in Eukaryota, Metazoa, Cnidaria, Anthozoa, Malacalcyonacea, Plexauridae.